Molecule: messenger RNA, 378 nt
Organism: Anisakis simplex (herring worm)
Lineage: Eukaryota; Metazoa; Nematoda; Chromadorea; Rhabditida; Anisakidae
Source: the annotation of a GenBank genome assembly
UUUGUAGAUCGUGCUUCCGAUCUUUUGCAUUUCACGCAUCCUUCUUAUUCAUUCUACCCCAGUAGACCUCGGAAGGUAGUAGCUAAACGUUUCACGCACUUCAAAGCUUAUCGUCAAUAUCUCGUAAUGGUUCGUGCAUGGUUAAUGUGCUCACCGGUGAUCAACCAAUCUGCACCAUGCAGUCGUGAUCCUUCAGUUGAUUUGUCGACAGCCAAACUUCAUCAACUUGGCAUUUUAACACAAUAUGUGCCAGUGGUCGAUAAAAAUGGGCUUUUGGACAAAAUAUGCAAAGAACGAGGGUAUACAAUCCGUGAUAAAUUAGUGGUGAGCCGAGAUGUAACGCCUGAUUAUGAUACCGAGGUGUGCAAGCGUCCAUAA